Striga asiatica is the source of this 2836-nucleotide messenger RNA. The record is from the annotation of a GenBank genome assembly. NCBI's taxonomy places the organism in Eukaryota, Viridiplantae, Streptophyta, Magnoliopsida, Lamiales, Orobanchaceae.
ACUCAAUGUGAGUGUUAUGUACAUGUCUAUGUAAAUUAUGUACCUAUUUCAUUACUCUUAGAGCAAGGGUCACAUGAAAAAUUAGAAACCCUAGUCAUUGAUAUUGGUAUUAUUUAUUCAUUUGUCCGUGCAGACAUACCCUUUGGCCUCCCCCAAGAAAAUCUUUCCGGCCGUCACUUUAAGCUCCUUUCAUUUAAUUUUCAGGCACCGGCCCGAAUUUUGGGACCGUUAUUUAAUCUCCUCCCUAUAUUUCUGUAUACGAAUACGUUGACUGUUAUUAAUCCCAGGUUAGUCAAGCUCGCUGCUCGCAAAUAAUCAUAACCUGUAAGGCUGUAAUUGAUCUCGGUUGACCAGUAGCCACCUGAGUCCGAGUUUGCUCAAGAGUAUAAUCCUUAGCGUGAGAAUAUGGGAAAGCCCACCACCAGAAAAAGGACUCAGAUCGGGUCGAAGCUCAACCCAGACGGGCACCCGAACCCCCGCAAGGCAGCCUUCGACAAGGACACAGCCGUCUUCAUCGCCAUGUCCCAGGAGCUGAAGGAAGAAGCCAACAAGCUUUUCCAGAGGCGGGACCACGAGGGCGCCAUGCUCAAGUACGAGAAAGCUCUCAAGCUCCUUCCCCCAAACCACAUCGAUGCAGCCGCACUCCGUACCAACAUGGCCUUGUGCUACAUGCAGAUGGGCCUUGCUGAGUACCCGCGGGCCGUGAGCGAGUGCAACCUGGCCCUCCAGGUGGCCCCUAAAUUCAGCAAGGCCCUCUUAACGCGGGCCCGAUGUUAUGAGGCCCUGAAUCAGCUUGCAGAGGCCCACAGGGACGUCAGUAGUGUGCUGGCCAUGGAGCCCAAUAACACAAUCGCCCUCGAGAUUGACGAGCGCGUGAAGCAGGCCGUGGAGGAAAACGGUGUCCAGAUUGUGGAUAAGGAAAUCGAGCCGCCGGUCGAGCCUGCCAAGAUACCUCUGCCUCGUAAGGUGGUCAAGGAGAAAGGGAAGAAGAGGAAGAACGCCGCCAAGUUUGAGAAGAGAAGUGUGGGGGAGAAGAAUGCGGAGGAAAAGAAGCCGGAGGAUAAAGUGGUGGUGGCGGAGAAAAUAAGCGUCGAGGAGAAAAUACCCGUCUUGAAAUCGGUCAAGCUGGUUCACGGUGAGGACAUCAGGUGGGCCCAGCUGCCGAUAAACUGCAGCGUGCGCCUCGUGAGGGACAUUGUGGUGGACAGAUUUCCUGGACUGAAGGGCGUUCUCGUCAAAUACAAGGACCAAGAAGGGGAUUUGGUCACCAUCACCACCAAUGACGAGCUGAGGGCAGCCGAGGGUUUGGCCGACGACAAUCGAGGCUCGUUGAGGCUCUACAUUGCUGAGGUCAGUCCCGAUAAAGAACCUCUCUAUGAAGGGACUGGCCUUGAGGAGAUACCGAAUACAACUGUUGUAGUAGAGAAAGGGACCUGCGUCGAGGGCUGGAUCAUCCAGUUUGCGAAGAUGUUCAAGAAUCACGUAGGGUUCGAGUCCGAUUCCUACCUGGACCUCCACGAGAUCGGGAUGAAGUUAUAUUCGGAGGCAAUGGAAGAGGCUGUGACGAGAGAGGAUGCACAGGAGCUCUUUGAUCUUGCGGCAGACAGAUUCCAGGAAAUGACUGCUUUAGCCCUGUUCAACUGGGGGAACGUCCACCUGUCCAAGGCCAGAAAACGAGCUUCUGACGAAUCCACCGAGUCUGCGAAAACUGCUUACGACUGGGCCCAACAGGAGUACACCCUUGCAGGCUCGAGUUACGAGGAGGCCCUGAAAGUGAAGCCUGACUUUUACGAGGGCCUACUCGCCCUCGGGCUUCAGCAGUUUGAGCAGGCGAAGCUAUCAUGGACUUACAUGGUCGGGAGCAAGUUAGGGGUAGAGAUCGGGCCCUCGGCAAAGGUGCUUGAGCUUUACAACAAGGCUGAGGACAGUAUGGAAAAGGGGAUGCAGAUGUGGGAGGAGAUGGAGGAGCAGCGUCUGAACGGGCUUUCGAAGCACGAGAAGGAGAAGGAAGAGCUAAGGAAGUUCGGGCUUGACGGGCUUUUCAGGGGCCUGCCGACCCAUCAGGCGGUCCAAAGGGCCCAGAGCCUGAGCUGCCAGAUUUAUUUCUUGUGGGGCACGAUUCUGUACGAGCGUUCGGUCGUGGAGUACAAGCUGAGCUUACCGACUUGGGAGGAGUGUUUGGAGGUUGCGAUCGAGAAAUUCGAGCUUGCGGGGGCCUCGUCGACUGAUAUUGCUGUGAUGAUCAAGAACCACUGCUCGAACGAGACUGCUUUAGAAGGGUUCAAAGUGGAUGAGAUAGUUCAUGCUUGGAGUGAGAUGUAUAAUGCUGACAGGUGGCGAAGUGGUGUGGCGUCUUCGCGUCUCGAGCCGUUGUUCAGAAGGUGCUCCCCGAAACUGCAUUCUGUUUUGGAACAUCUUGCUCAGUAGUGGGGUGUGGUUUUGCCUCCAGACUAGAUUGUUUAGGUUCUUUGUAUUUUUUCAUCAGCAGUUUUGCCUUUGCUUGUGAAGUAAAGGAGUGAAAGUUUUGGUGUCCCAAUUGCCUAUUGGAUUAGACAUUAGUUUUGCUUUUGUUUUGUCAGUUGGAAUUUUAAAGUUGGUUUGAUUAUCCUCAUUCUUUGUUUGAGAAGUAAAUUGUGAUAUUGGGCCUGAAGGGAUCAGGUCUUUUUUGGUACACACAUAUGGUGAGGCCAUAUAAAGGUAGAAUGAUUAUAGAAUUGGAUUUGUAAAGGGUUCUUUUGCAAGGUGAUAGUGUGUAUGCUGUCAAGUUUGUGAAUUUCAUUGUAUCUUGCUUGGAUAUUUAUGGGAUUUUUUUAAUAGUAAACAAGAAUGUCUAAUA